AUCCUCCUCUCCUCGGCAGUGCACAGCCCUCAGUCAGUUCGCCCGCGUGCGCCGCCUGUCCUUUAAAUUAAUUAUUUCUUGCAUUUUGUUUCCACUCCAUCUUAACGCGGAAGUCGGUGACGCACCACUACAAACAGCUGCUCAGCGGGGGCAAUGAAAUAAACAACGCGUCGACAUUCGGGGCGGUGCUGGCAAGGUCUCGUAGUUCAAACCAACAUGCCCUUUGCUCUGGCAGCGGGACAGGAAGUGUGUGUGUGAGCGUCCCCCCCGGUUGGCUCUGCUGGGAUGAACAUGCCACUGCACCAAAUGUCUGUCAUCCCCCGUGAUGUCACCUCGUCGCGGGUGUCGGGCAGCGGGAAAGCUAAAGACAAGGACAAGCAGAAUGAAAAGCCUCUGGGUCCUUCAGCAAGCCGGUCCAGCAAUAUAUCAAAGGCUGGAAGCCCGACUUCAGUCAACGCUCCGUGCAGUUUCUCGAGGACGUCAGUUUCCCCGUCUAGCCAGGACAUCUGCAGUCAGGAUCAGGACACUCAGAAGCAGACAGCGGUGGUUCUUUUGAGUUCUAAGGGUAAAACUUGUCAGGGUUCAGGAGAUGUUUCAGUGACCACCCUCUGCACAGACGUCCUACCUGCUUCCAAACACGCCAAACAGCGAGACUGGCUCUCUCUGCUGCGUCCGUCCUCCGUCAGCAUCCGUUCCAACAACUCGCUCAGGUUUUCGGUGUCUCUGAAUGACGUCGGCCAGCGUGUGGACAGUCUUUGCCGAGGUCUGCAGUUUAUAGAUCGCACGUGCUCUGAGGGAGAGUUGGAGCUGAAGCUCGAGCCCGCUCAGCCUCCUGACUUGGAUCGAAGGGCUCACAAACUCAACUGCAAGCUGGCUGCAACGCCCACACAACAGAUCCCAAAUCCUGGCUUCUCAACGCGCGCCCAGCCCCACCUCGUUCCCUCCUUCACCAACAACUACAAGUACAUGUUGGGCAUAGCGCCUGCCAGUUGUCUCCCAACUGAUCACGGUGUCCUCACCGCUCCUCAUUCCAACACCCACCACCACCCCCAUAACUCCCCAAGCUCCAAUUUUCUUCGUCUCCUCCUUCCCUUCUCUCGAUCCUCUACAUCAGCCAGCCUGCAAUGCUCAGACCUGGGCAGCUACGCCUCCCACCUCCACAUCAAGUCCUCCAGUGCCCUGCUGGAAGGUAGCGAGUCAGGCUUGCCCUCUGAGGAUUUAGUGGGAGAUGACGAUGUGUUUGAGGAAGACCAGCCCAGUCCUACUUCAAAAGAAACGGGUCAACCAGCAUCUCCAAAAUUGGUGAGAGUGGCUGCGUCAGUUGGACUUCUAGCUCCAGUGUGCUAUAUGGAAGGAGACAGCGAUCUGGACUGCUGUCCAUCCCCUUUGUCAGAGAAAACGGGGCCACUGUCACCUUAUUCUCUAUCCGGGGACUGCUGCAGGAUUUGUCACUGCGAAGGGGAUGACGAGAGCCCUCUGAUCACACCAUGCCACUGCACAGGGAGCUUGCGCUUUGUCCACCAGUCCUGUCUACAGCAGUGGAUCAAGAGCUCUGACACUCGUUGCUGUGAGCUGUGUAAAUACGAGUUCAUCAUGGAGACUAAACUCAAACCACUGCGCAAGUGGGAGAAACUACAGAUGACGGCGAGCGAGAGAAGAAAGAUCAUGUGUUCAGUCACCUUCCACAUCAUCGCCAUCACCUGUGUGGUGUGGUCCCUCUACGUUCUCAUCGACAGAACAGCAGAGGAAAUCAAAUCAGCCGGAAGAGUCCCAGGAAUCCUGGAAUGGCCUUUCUGGACCAAGCUUGUGGUGGUGGCCAUCGGAUUUACAGGUGGACUGGUUUUCAUGUACGUCCAGUGCAAAGUCUACAUCCAUCUAUGGAGGAGACUCAAGGCGUAUAACCGGGUCAUAUAUGUGCAGAACCGUCCAGAGACAUAUAAAAAGUAUCCACUGGAGAAGCCCCCCCUAAUGGAGCCGAGUCUGGAGAACAAAGAGGCUCUGGCCCCCAAUCUGUCAGACACAAACUCCUCCCAGUACACGGAAACAGAGGACUACAGUAUGGAGGUGCUUCAUGUCUGACAACAGAGUCUGUGCCAUUGGUUGUCGUGCACAUACUCCACACCCAAACAGGCCCGCAGAGGAGAGGAACAGUCGUGAUCGGUCACUGAGGAACAACCGUACCCUUUUCCCUGAAGCCAGAAUGACCCACGUCCUCCACUAUCACCUUAUACUCCCUAAACUCCAUCCACAAAGACAGAGAGGCCAUGAGCUUCCCUCUGCCUACAUUCCUCCUAUCACACUGUAUUCCUCCCUCCACCUGCAUCUUUUCCUUUCCCAGGAACAGACUCUUUACACUGACUUCUGUAAAUGUUGGAAGAGGCCUGGUGCAAACCACUCUGUAUACACACACACACACACACACACACACACACACACACACACACACAGACUCUUUAAUGUACACCUCUGGGAGAGCUGGACUGAAAAGAAUGGACUUGCAAAUGGCUCUGGAGGUCUACAGGUCCCCGAUGUGUGGUUUGUUUGUGGGUUUUGAUCAAUCUGUUCUUUUUUUUACCUCCUGUGAGUGUCGGGCUAACCUGCCAUGGAUCAGUAUGUAGCGCCAUGCAUCAAGAUCUCUGGAACAUUCCAGAUACUGCCAUCUCUGCGGUCUGUCAGCUCCACGCGGUCUGGAUCCAGCGAGACCUGGAUCCGAAGAUGCAUCAAAGCACUUUUUAUUUUUUAGUCCCCAAAGCACAUCCCACCCCUUCUUCUCAUUGCCCCCUCUUUUUUUUUUUUCUUGUAUCUUGUACGUUGUAAAUGGGGGAGAGCAAACAAACUUUUCUUCAAGUGCAACAUAUGCUUAAAGAUUAAUCCUUCUGUGGAUGACUAAAAGGAUUUGGGGUUAAAAAAAAAUGAGUCAUUUGAACGACGUCAGUUGCAUAACUUUGAUUCAGAUGAUGGAAAAUCUAGCCACUUGACUUCUGUACCCCAUGGUGAACUUUCUGAAGGCUUUGAGAAUGUAAUCUUUUUAAAAAUGAUUUCAAAAAAUUUAUAAAAUGAAAAAAAAAAAUCAUUUUUUUACUGGGAAAUUGCGCUUUGUCUCGAUCAUAAUGAGGCCCUUCGGGCAUAAACAACGUCGCGCUUGUGUUUUGUUUUCUUUGUUUGUUUGUUUUUAAUAGGUAUUUACAGUUUUUAACAUGUUAACUCGCUUGCUUAGCCAUGGGACAAGCCUCGAGGAAUCCACAGCUGCCUACUUUCAGUUUGUCCACUGAACUUUAACCAAAGGUUUUAACUACAAAAAAGAAACAUGCUUUAGCUCCUACCCUGUUUUUUUGCAUGGUUACAAUCCAGCCACACUUAAUCUUUUCACUUAAUUAAGCAAGAUUAAGGUGGAAGUGUGAAAGGAUUCUUAGUGAGCAUUUCAGAUGAGUACUCGGUGUAAGUGUAUUUUAUUUGUUUUCGCUCUCUUACAUGUUGGUCUACUUUAGUAUUCGAUCACAAGACAGCCAACUGAUUUCUGGCUUAAAAAACACCUUUUUUUGCCACGUUUACUCCACAGUUAAGCAUUAAGAAUGACUUUGAAGUCAGUGUAACAUUUCACUGCUGCUCAUUACGUUCAGAAAAACUCAGUUUCUUUUAAUAAAAUCAAUGCAAUACAGCUGCUUAUUUAUGGUUGUGACAGAGUCGAUGUGCAUCAUUGCUUUUUGAGGAGCUGACUGUACCGCCAUCUGCUGGUGUUAAAGUGAAGGUGCAGCCUGAGAUGGGCAGCGGUUGAUUUCUCAGGUCGAAGUGGGUGUUUUUUCUGGGGGGGGGCUCACAGUCAUUGUAAGUGCGUUUGUCUAUGUGAGAGCACAGCAAUGCCCAGGCUCAUGUUGAGCCUUACAGCCAUUCCAGCAACACACACAUUUUUCAAAAACUGUAUUUGAUACCAGUAUACUGUAUGUGAACAAUGAUGGUCCAACAACGUACCUGACAAUUACUGCUCAGCAGCAGCAAUAAAGCGCUUUGGGGGUUUUUUUGUUUUGUGUUAUUUGCAUACUGUAUUUAUGUAUAUGCCCCACGGAGACUUGAGAUCUGGAGUUUAAUAUAAUUUUAAUACAUAAAUGAGCCGAGGGACUUGUUGUGUGUCAAGUUGGAUUAAGACCUAGUAAUGAGAACCAUCUCAGAUUCUUCAGUACCCGGGAGGCUCAGUGCAAUUAGACAGAUUUUAUUUUUUAAAAAGUGCAAUUACCCUUUUGUUGAUGUUCUGUUCUGCAAUUAUGUACCGGUGUUUAAAGUCCAGGAUGUCCUCUGGAUAGAAAAUUACUUUCUUUAUAUUGUGUUGUAUUUAUUUUUAACUGAAAACAGCAUAUUUUUGUUCAUUUACACACAAAAAAGACCCUUUCAUUAGUGAAUUUUAUGCAACUUACACUUAAUUUUUCUUCCCAGACACUAAUAGAAGAAAAUUAUUUUCAGCCCUUGUUUUGCAUGUAGUCAUUCAGAUAAUAGAGUUGCUCAAAGCUUCAGUCCUUUUUUAGUUUUUAAAUUGAUUGUGGUGUCUUUUUACUUUCUACCCAUAGGAGCUGGCUCCUUCAAUGAAAUAUGAGAGGAGUUUUGUUCUAGUGUGAUGGCUUUGGAUUGUUUCCUCUCUGAACAUCUUAUCCUCUUUACCGUCUUUGCGUCACUCACCCUUUACGUCCAUAAUCCCACGGAGCAGAACAUCAACUGAGACUCUUCUCAGCCUCACUAUUUUAGGCUGUCUGUUGAUUACCUGGUGACUAAAAUUUGAUCAUGUCUGGGACUAGUGUAACUUGCAUAAAAGCUACAUUUGUUUACUACUGACUGGACUUGAACAUAUAUGACUGUUCCCCUGUCUUAUACCAUUCCGCAAGUCUGUCUGUGAAUUUGCUUUGAAAUAGUAACUGUAAAGAAUUUGGUAAAAUGUACUUUUUUGUUUUUAUGAAAAAUGUUGAUGUGCUUUCAGUUAAUUUCCCACGUUUGAACAAAAUAUGUAGUAAUUAAAAGAACAACCAAAUAAAAAAUUAAGUGACUUUUAAAA
Maylandia zebra (zebra mbuna) is the source of this 5038-nucleotide messenger RNA. It is a transcript of the gene marchf8, whose product is annotated as membrane-associated ring finger (C3HC4) 8. Gene Ontology annotation, molecular function: zinc ion binding. NCBI's taxonomy places the organism in Eukaryota, Metazoa, Chordata, Actinopteri, Cichliformes, Cichlidae. The record is from RefSeq and is a predicted model, not a curated record.